This is a messenger RNA of Penicillium malachiteum, 2691 nucleotides long. RefSeq names its product putative quinate pathway repressor protein QutR. The coding region runs from base 1 to 2691 and encodes 896 amino acids. The record is from RefSeq and is a predicted model, not a curated record. Gene Ontology annotation, molecular function: 3-phosphoshikimate 1-carboxyvinyltransferase activity; 3-dehydroquinate dehydratase activity; shikimate 3-dehydrogenase (NADP+) activity. Gene Ontology annotation, biological process: chorismate biosynthetic process. The transcript is spliced from 3 exons. Lineage: Eukaryota; Fungi; Ascomycota; Eurotiomycetes; Eurotiales; Aspergillaceae.
AUGUCUAUUCUCGUGCGCCCACCCAAGCGCAAAUUACAUGAGGCCGAAGAGGGACCUCGGAAAUAUAGCGUCGGAGUUUCCUGGUCUCCGGGAACUCGUUCUAACUCCCAGGGCAGUUCACGACGACCUAGUGAACAACCAGACUCCCAAAGCGAUUCCCAUCACCACGCCACUUCCCUCCGAGAAUUACAUUCCAAUCGCGCUUCCCCUGUACUCUUCGACAAGGGACCGUUGCAGACACCGCGUCGCUUUAAUCCUACUGCCUCGGUUGUUCUCAUUGGAAUUCGGGGCACCGGAAAGUCCAGUCUCGCAGUCAUUUUGGCCGCAACAUCCGGUCGACGCCUUAUCGAUGCCGACCGAUACUUCCAACAAGUGACCGGCUGUUCCCGUGCGGCGUUCAAGAAGGACAAUGAUCAUGCGGAGUACCGAAUUCAGGAAGCCCGCAUCUUCGAAUCCAUGCUGGCGGAUAACCAAGAGGGAUGUGUGAUUGCGUGUGGGGCUGGUUCGAUGGAGCGCAGUGGUCAACAACUGCUGAGAGAAUAUGCUCAGACACACCCUGUCAUCCAUGUGACUCGGGAUCCUGAAAGUAUUCAGUCCUAUCUCAAAGCAUGGGAUACACAGAAAGUCCGACACUUCCUGGAGCUGUCCGGGCCAAUCUACCGAGGUUGCUCGAAUAUGGAAUUCUUCAAUUUAUCGGAAUCGACCAGCGGCGAAAAUAUGGCUAAGGAUGCCCACAAUUCACCGGGCCCCAAGUUGGAACAGAGAUCGCAGACGCCUACCCCCUUCUUGACCUUGAAGCGUGUGCAGCGGGACUUCCUUCGCUUCAUUGCGUUUGUGAUGGGGGAUGCUACCGAACUUAACCGCCUGCACUCGUCAUUUCCCUUGUCUUUGAUUUCAGUACCGACUCGGCCAUAUACCCAUGCCAUUACAGUUCCAUUUUCUGCUUUACGAGAUAGAGACCUUGAUAUAGAAGAACUGGAGUUUGGUGCGGAUGCGUUCGAAAUCUCCAUUGAUGUCACUAGUCCGUCGGGGCAGCAGGGGACCGACUCGAACCUGGCAGACAGCAUCAGUCUAGCCAUUUCGAAAAUUCGUCGCAACAUCAUCGUCCCUAUCAUGUAUCAUGUGGAGAGCUAUACCUCGCCUCAAGGAUCCCUUUCUCCUUCUCCGAGUUCACGGUCUACGGACGAAGCUUACUUGACCCUUGUCCGACAUGGCCUUCGACUCGCUCCUACUUUUUUGACAGUUGAUCUGUCACGCGACGACAACUUGAUAGCUGAGAUUAUCAAUGCGCGAGGACGGAUCAGUAUUAUAGGUCAUUUCGAGGCCUUCCGUGCUCCACUUGGGGGGUUGGGAUGGCGACGAGUACAUGGAGAUCUACAAUCGAGCAAAGAGGAUUGGCUGCGAUGUGCCGAGUCAAUGGAAGACAAUCUCGCCGUGGAAAGAUUCCGGCAUCGCGUUCAGAGUCUUCCAGGUGCCAUUCCCCUGGUUGCUUACAAUACUGGCCCUCUUGGACGCAUGUCGCGCUGCUUUAAUCCCAUUUUAACCCCUGUCACCCAUCCCUCUCUCACACAAAACAACCCUUCUCAUGUCCGUUCUUCCAUAACCUCCCGCGAUGCGCAGCAAGCACUCUACAGUUCCUUCGCCUUGGAUCCCAUGCAGUUCUUCGUCUUUGGUGCCAAUGUGACCUACAGUAUGUCACCGCCUAUGCACAACACUUCCUUCAAGCUGUGUGGGAUGCCUCACACCUACUCUAUACACCAAUCGGCCACCCUUCGCGGCUUGAAUGAUCUUGUCGAGAAUCAAUUCUUUGGUGGCUCUAGCGUCAGCCUUCCUUACAAAACCGAAGUCAUCCCUCUCCUUCACUCCAUGUCUCCACACGCUAGGGCUAUCGGUGCUGUCAACACGUUGAUUCCAAUCCGGAACAAUGAUGAUUCCGAUCCCCGCCUUUCCCAAGAAUCCUCGAUUUUUAUGAAGAAGAGCCGCGCCGGCCCAAUCAAGGGCUUGCAUGGUGACAAUACCGACUGGAUAGGUAUCUGCAACUGCAUUCGUCGAGGUCUUUCGCCUGCCAAUGCUGUUCGUCCAACUACGACGGGUCUUGUUAUUGGCUCUGGUGGUAUGGCACGCGCCGCUGUUUACUCGAUGAUUCAUCUUGGUGUGCAGCAUAUCUUUGUCUACAACCGCACCCUCGCAAAUGCCGAAAAGCUGGCCCACCAUUAUAAUCGACAGGAGCUUUACUCUUCUGAGCAUGUUGGAGCUGAUGGACGGCCGCUGGUCAGCACCAUCUCCUCCAUGAAUGAACCAUGGCCUGCCGAUUACAAACAACCAACGAUCAUUGUGUCCGGUAUCCCGGCCCAUAGCAUCGGAGGUCAACCUGCACCUAACUUUCAUGUUCCUACUCAAUGGCUCGAAAGCCCCACUGGUGGUGUUGUUGUUGAUCUUGCCUACAAACCUCUUAAUACCCCCUUGAUGAAGCAAAUUCGUGCUCUCUCACACCGCGGCUGGGUCGCGCUGGACGGUCUAGAUGUCCUUCCCGAGCAAGGGUUUGCUCAGUUCGAGCUAUUUACUGGUCGUCGUGCACCUCGCCGCGUAAUGCGGACGAUAGUCCUCCAAGAAUAUGUGGAGGAGGAAGGUCUUGAUGACCCCCGUGCUAUCCGCGACCGACUUCAAAAUCUGGACGGUUUACCGUCAUGA